CUUAGACUAGAUACGCGCUUGCUGCGCGGAAAAUAUAAUAAUAAUGUCACAUUAAAAAAAUCAAAAUGCGUGUGUUUCGGGGACUUUUACGCUUCAGUGUUGUUUCUUCAUUUUUCUUUAUUCUCAUUGCGAAGAACACGAAAGAAUUCGAUAUUAGUGUGCAAAAGAGCUACUUUACUUUGGGUAUUAUAUUCGACAAAGACUCCGACGAAGAGCAGGAGAUCUUCAAAACGGCAAUGGCAGCUUUGUCCCGCCUUAACAACUCUCACAUUGAGUUCCGGAUCUUUAUUGACGUCAUAAACACAGCCGACGUAUUCAAGUUGUCGAGGCUGAUUUGUAAGCAUUACACUCGAGGCGCUGUGGCGAUUCUGGGAUCUGUUCCUUCAGAUUCUUUCAGUACCCUACACUCUUACUCAAAUACAUUCAGGAUGCCAUUCAUCACACCAUGGUUUCCUGAAAAGUUACAUAUCAGCUCACCUGGUGUUGAGGACUUCGCUUUGAGCUUACGACCAGACUAUCACAAGGCGAUUAUGGACAUCAUUAUUUACUACCAGUGGGCGAAUGUUCUCUACAUAUACGACUCUCACGAUGGCCUCAUGCGUCUUCAGAGUAUAUUUCAUGAACUUGAACCAGGAAAUAAGUCUUUCCAUGUAUCGAUGGUGAAACACAUAACACGUGCGCAAGAUGCUGUUGAUUUCCUGGCAGCAUUGGAAAUAGUUGAUCGAUGGAGCAAUAAGUAUAUAGUCCUUGAUUCAUCUAGUGAUAUGGCUAAAGAAAUUAUCGUAAAACAUGCACAAGACUUAAGGCUUGGACGUCGCACAUACCAUUACUUUUUAUGUGGCUUCGUGUUAGAUGAAAUCUGGGAUAAAAGUGUAAACGAGUACGGGACAAUCAACAUAACUGGCUUCAGGCUUAUCCAAUACACAAACACGCCAGUUCAGGCAUUACUAGACAUUUGGAAAAAGAGAAAAAUUUCAGCAAGAUCGGCUUUAGUCUAUGACUCGGUGCACCUGCUGACUGAGUCUAUAAGCCGAAUAAUUGUGUCUACGCCACAGUUUCUGCGUGCAUCUACAAAGCGAGUUCCUCCUGAUGCUAAUAAUAAGUCUUAUGAUUGCAACCUUGAACAAGAGGGUAUUUCACCAUUUGAAUAUGGUGAACUAUUAUCGGACACAAUUCGAAAGACGGAGAUAGAUGGACUCACAGGCUACAUCAGGUUUGAUGCAAACGGCCGACGACUAAACUUUACUAUUCAAGUUAUGACAAUGGAUACUAAAGGAAACAUGAGAUUGCUUGGAACUUGGCAUGACGACAAAGGCUUUAUCACAGACUCAAAGCCACAAGAUAUAUUUGAAAUCAAUAGAAACAAGACCUAUAUAGUGAUGAGUAUUCUCGAGGACCCCUAUGUAAUUCCAGUAGUGGAUUACAAAAGCGCCAAGAGAAGAUAUGAGGGCUUCUGCGUCGAUCUGACAAAACUUUUGAUGGAUAAGUUGGACUUAAAAUACGAGUUCAGAAUUGCGAAGGAUGGGAAACACGGGAAAGUAAAUCCUGAAGUAAUAGGAGGUUGGGAUGGACUCAUCGGUAUACUCGUGAGGAAGGAGGCAGAUAUGGCUAUUUCGCCACUAACAGUUACAGUGGAAAGGGAAGCUAUAGUUGAUUUUAGCAAGACGUUCUUGUCCUUUGAUACAGUCACAAAGAGCUAUCAAACCUCACUGUCGAACAUUUUUGCAUUCCUCCAACCACUCUCAAAUGAAUUGUGGUACGCGAUCCUUGGGAGUCUGGGUGCAGUCAGCGUAUGUCUAUAUAUCGUCUCUAAGUACUCCCCGGACGAGUGGCAGUUCAGAAAUACCCCUAACGCAGGUGUACAGAGUAAUGACCAGCGAGGGAGUAAUUACAGGCAAACGUUUAGCUUUUGGUCAGCUAUAUGGUUCACUUUGGGUUCAUUUGUUCAGCAGAGCAGUGGAGUCACUCCCAGGUCCUUAUCAGGAAGAAUUAUUAGUGCUGCCUGGUGGUUUACGACAUUAUUAAUAAUCACUAUUUAUACGGCAAAUCUAGCUUCUAACUUGACCGUUAUGCAAAUGACUCCACAAAGUAACCUUCACCGAGUCUCUAAAUGCCCCGAGGAAAAGAACAAACCGUGUGAUAUGGUCAUUUCCGUAAUGGAGUCUGGGCUUCAAGAUUUUGCUGUGGCAUUCCCAAAAGGAUCACCUUUACGGGAGGGUGUUAACAUGGCCUUACUGAUGCUAAGAAAUGAUGGAGAAUUAUAUCGACUGAUUCAGAAAUGGUUUAUUCCACAUACCUGUAACAAUCAGGCUGAUGGCAAAGAGAUGACUUUGACACAAUUUGCUGGAAUAUUCUACAUAUUAACCGGUGUUUUGGGGGUCGCGAUGAUUAUAGCCCUUAUUGAGUACAUUGUGCAUCGACGAUGUGGUUCUACUGAUUCUGAAGCAGGUUCACCACCAGGCUCUCCGGUUCAUACUCCACAGAGUCCUGUCAUACGUCUUAAUCAGCCAACACCUCCGCGUAGGUCUCGUCGUGAAGCAGAUUCUAUUGAUUGGGACACUGUAACCUAUACUGCAUACGGCUCGCCCUCCAACACCCAAAUGCAAGAUGAGGCCGCUGCUCUUCCGCCAAGCUCGUUCCGACAAGUCUGAUGGUCACCAAGAGGCGUACGUCGUUCGAGCUCGUCUCAAUCGCGACGCCUCUCUGAUUCUACUGAAUUGUAUCGUCUGUAAGACGAUCAAAUGGUAACAAUCAUGCAAUCCUAAAAUCGCAAUGCAAGUAAAAAUUUUACUUGAAAAUCUUCCGCUUUUCCUUACCUUGUAUGGGAUUUCCUGGGAUUGCCGCCGAAAUAAUUGAAAAUUAUUCAUACUUCCUUUUGGAGUUAUAAUGAAAAAGUUUUAAAGGAGCUUGUAAACUUAUACUAUAAAAUUAAAGACUCUUGUGAAAUGUAUAUCUUUGUGAUAUGCUACGAAUAGCUGAUUGGAUUGUGGGAUUUACGGAUUAAGACAAUCUAUUCUUAGAGAGACUGGAUACAUUCUGGAUAUGAUUCAAUUAAAAGUUAACCUUAAUCAAUGCGUUUUAAAACGCUGUAUCUACACGAUAUUUGAAGCUAAGACAUUCAGUAGUCUAUAAGAUAAUGUUUGGAUAAAUUUUAAACACGAUAAGAUAAACAUCAGACACGAUGAAAAGCGUUAUGUUAACAAGAAAUGUGACAGAUUGGACCUAUGAAUUUGUAAGCGAUUUGAGAUUGAUCAUUUAUAAAAUAAUAUUUGUUGCAGUGUCAAAUAGUAACCCUUACGUUUUCUUAGGUAUCAUAAUACCGUUACUUAUCAAGGAUCUUUGUAUGUGUUACGAUAUUAUAAUCAUUCGUGUUAAUAUUUAGCCAAAUUGUAUUUAUCAUAAAUGGUACUAAGAUUAAUAUAUCAUUGAUAUCUCUAUAUAUCUCUAUAAUGAUAAUAUAGCAGAGGAUGCGAAUAGGAAGUUUAUUGUAUGAAAGGUAUUUAAUAUCAAAUUUACAAUGUUAAUUAAUGAAUCAUGAGUAACAAGUUUUGUUAAGACUAUAUAUACUUUUUACCCUUUCAGAAACAUAUUCAUACAAUCGAAAGUAUCAAAGAUUAUACAUAGAAUGUCUUAUGGCUUAUAAUCUUUUUGCCGUCUCCUCUAUUGGGUUGACAGAUAUGAACAGGUAAGUCAAUAUUACUAAGCUGCACGCAUGUACUUAAUUAAUAAACCUCAUAUUAAAAAAAAAGAUAAUUUUAUUAUGAACUCAGUGACACGUAGGCGUGUGAAAAGCAUUUUUAACAUGUUAAACGUGAUAUAAAAUACUUUUCAUCCUUUAAUUGGAUGA
Molecule: messenger RNA, 3847 nt
Organism: Leptidea sinapis
Lineage: Eukaryota; Metazoa; Arthropoda; Insecta; Lepidoptera; Pieridae
Product: glutamate receptor 1-like
Exons: 20
Coding region: 66-2651 (861 amino acids)
Biological process (GO): synaptic transmission, glutamatergic; modulation of chemical synaptic transmission
Cellular component (GO): postsynaptic membrane; plasma membrane
Molecular function (GO): transmitter-gated monoatomic ion channel activity involved in regulation of postsynaptic membrane potential; glutamate-gated receptor activity
Source: RefSeq, a predicted model, not a curated record